UUGAAAUACUCGAAAUUCAACUUCAUAUGCACCCGCGCGAAGUGUGCGCCGAGGCAGAGCAAUUGUAAAGCAACGUAUUGGUUAGAAAGAAAUGACCGACAUCGUCGAUCGGUAAAUAAGUCCGAAUUCCAAGAGUUUAUCACUGGGUAAAGCAGGACCCGCAGCGGCUCAGCGAUGGAGGAGAAGCCUGGCAGCCCCGCGGCUGUGAGGGCGGAGGAACAGUCGCAGAGCGUCCUCUUCACCUACUUCCAGGGUGACAUCAACAGCGUGGUGGACGAGCACUUCUCCCGCGCGCUCAACAAGGCCAACAAGCCGAAGGACCUGAGCACCAAGAAUAAGAGCAGCCGACGAAGCCCCAAAACUGAAGCGCUCGCUCCGGCUGCGGCUCUGGGCCCGGCUCCAGGGCAGUGGGUCUUCCCGGCCCCCGGCUGGUCCGAGCCGGACUUCCCCUCCGGCUCCCCGGGUAGGAUCCAGCUGUCUGGAGCUGAUGACCUGCACUCACCUCAGGGGGUGAUCACGGGCCCCAACGGCCAGCCGUCUCCCCUGUGGCCCUUCUCUCCUCGGCCCGGCACCGGUUUCGGGAUCCCCGGGAUGGUGUACUCCCAGCCCGUGUCAGCUGAGGGGCCUGCGGGCUCCGAGCGCCAGUACACCAGCUCCUUCCUCAACCUGCUGCAAAGUGACCGGCCGGUGGCGGGCGCCGCAAUGGGCUCUGCUUCCAAACCAGAGCUCGCUCAAGCCUGGAGCCCCUCUACUGGGUUCAGAGAGCCUCUGGGACCUGGAAUCGGCCUUGAUGGCAUACAAGGGCCUGAAAAGAAGAAGGAUUUGUACUGGUACUGACAAUACCUGAUUGCUGACAGAACAAUGCGACUGUCCGCAGUCCUGGGCUUCACUGCACGAAGGCCAUAUUAUAAACACUGUAAUCACUGUAGCUCUGUUGAGCUGAAAUAAACUAGAGGAUCACUAACCUGGACCAAUCAACCAUCAGUACUUCUCAAAGAAACUCACGCAAACCUCACUCUUCGCAACACUCAAUGCUCGAGAUGUGUUGCACAUACCUGACUGGCAAUUCUUCACUGGGGUUGACUACCAGGAAGAAUGAUCACGCCUACAGACUUAUCAGGUACUUGCUCUUGUUGUGUGGGAGAACCUGUUUGAGAACUGGCUUGUGACACCGAGAGUCACUGUACCAAAAGAUGGACGACAAUCAAAAUGGCAGCAGUGCUGCGCUGUGGAGAAAUCAGGUUUUUCCACCCUUGGGGGCCAGAAAGAGUGAGUCAAGCACAUCUUUAUUCGAAAGAUAUGCCACCCCUAAGGUUUCUGAUCCAACAAGGCAUGUCUUACACCAUGGAAAUCUGAAAAACAUGAAGGUCAAAAUGGCGGGAAACCAGAAAACAUCAGAACCAUGAAAAGACUGCAAUUAUUGCAAAGGGGAAUCUGGGAAAAACUUCCAGUCUGUACUGUAUGACUUACUUUUGUUCACUUAAAACAUAUUUUGAAGAAAGAGGCAUGCCUUGCCAGGUAAUCUUCUGUAAAUCGGAGGCAAUGCUAAUGCACAGCAUAGUCAUGAAUAAUGUUAUUUUGGAAUACCUUGGAUGUCAUGCCAAUGGCUGACUGUUUACAGUUUGGUAAAAAAUUAUGGCAACAUAUUGAUGUUUCCAUUAUAUUUGAGACCUGGAUGAGUUUUCUAUCAAUGUGAAUGAGUCCUGCAUGCCAACCAUGUGUUCCUUUACAUUUAUGAUUAUUCAGUAUAAACCUUGGUUUUACAUAUACAUUUCUAAGCAAUAGCAAAGAGACAAUUGUAUAUGUGAAUAUGAAAUAGUAAAUUUAACAGUUUGGUGUAGGGUUUGCUUUGUGCUAUGUUUCAUAUUGUAUGGUCCUGAACCUAAAAACGUAAUUUGCUUAUGGUGUUAAUAUUAGAGGGCAUUAUUCUAUGACAUGAAGUGGCAGGUUCACAUACAUACGUACCAUUUGAACGUAUUGGUUUUUCAACUGUGUUAUAUUGUGCUAUUCCGUAAUACUCAGGUAACUGCAGAGAAAGGGAGAGAAGGAGAGAGACCAUGGCAGUUUUCUGUACAGUAUAUUGGUCGGGAAGGGUAGUUAAUUUAGCAAUUAAAGUGUUUUAUGGUGCAUUAAAGCAUAAUUAACUGA
Molecule: messenger RNA, 2148 nt
Organism: Anguilla anguilla (European eel)
Lineage: Eukaryota; Metazoa; Chordata; Actinopteri; Anguilliformes; Anguillidae
Product: transcription cofactor vestigial-like protein 1
Exons: 4
Coding region: 175-837 (220 amino acids)
Biological process (GO): regulation of transcription by RNA polymerase II
Cellular component (GO): nucleus
Source: RefSeq, a predicted model, not a curated record